Cuscuta epithymum is the source of this 2788-nucleotide messenger RNA. The record is from the annotation of a GenBank genome assembly. NCBI's taxonomy places the organism in Eukaryota, Viridiplantae, Streptophyta, Magnoliopsida, Solanales, Convolvulaceae.
GGUUGAUCUGGGUGAAUUGAAGGUUUUGGAAGAGUCUAAGCGAGAUUCUCAGUUGUCAGAAGCUUUGAACCCUUCUUCUAGAUUUUCUGGAAAGUUUCCUCCAUGUGCAAGAAUGACAAAGGGAGCUUCCAUACACCUAGGAGUGACCUUCCUUCCAACCACCAUUGAAGCUUGCUUCCACCUUCAUACUACCUUGAUUUGGUGCUAUAAAUAGAGAGCUCGGAGCUGAGAGUCUUUCUAUCAUCAAGUAAAUUAGAAUAGAUCAUCAUAGUACAACCAAGAAGAGUUGUGAAUAUCCUUGAGAGACAUGUGAGGUGUUGUUUUUGAGAGUUUUUAGUUAGAAGUUGUAUGUCUCUUCUUUCUAUUCUUGAAAGUAAUAGAAGUGUUUUUCUCUCAUAUUAGCACAAUCCUGUUAUUCCCAACAAGUGGUAUCAGAGCCUGGUUGAGCUUUCGAUAUUUUUCCCAGAUUUUUUCAGAUAAAAUUCUACCGUCUGGAAAAUCGAGAUUUUCAGUAUUGCUCGGAAUUGCAAUCUGAAUAUACCGUUGGAUUCGUCUCGUCGAUACGAGAAAACUGGUAUUUUUGGGGAAUUUUUUGGCCACCAGAAGCUGCCGUACGCGCCGCCAAACGCCGACCAAAAACUGCCUGCGUCAUCGCUGACGUCAUCACGCGCAGUCCAGAGUAGAAGACGGCUGACGUCAUCGCUGACGUCAUCAGCCAGUCAGAGCUGCGUCAGCGACACGUCAGCAACACAUGUGCAGUCCCAGAACAAGUGCCUACCCACCAUUUUCGGCCGUUCCGGACGCAACGGUGCUGCCCGUUUUUCGAAAUUUUGCUCCAAUUUUUCUGAAACAGAAAAUUUAAAUUAUUUAAAAGGUGAAAAUGACCUUUGACGAGUCAACUUCAUCUUCCGGAGCUAUGAUUAUGCUCACGGCUACCAACUACACACUAUGGAAAUCUCGGAUGGAAGAUUUCCUUAGCUGUAAAGACCUUUUUGAUCCAAUAGAGAUGAAAGGUAUUAAUCCUGACCCGGCCAACUCAACGGAGUGGAAGAAAAUUAAUAGAAAAACUAUUGGUCAAAUCCGACAAUGGAUUGACCAUAGUGUCUUCCACCAUGUUGCACAAGAGACCGACGCUUAUGCCCUUUGGAAGAAGUUAGAAGAUAUGUACCAGGCCAAGACCGCUAGGAACAAGGCCUUACUGAUGAGGCGUCUUGUGAAUAUGAAGCUCAAAAGUGGAACUUCUGUUGCUGAACAUACUAGUCAAUUUCAGAGUCUGGUAAAUCAACUAUCUUGUGUAGAAAUGCCACUUGGAGAUGAAAUGCAAUCUCUACUACUUCUUAGUUCCCUUCCUGAUAGUUGGCAGACACUAGUUGUUACUCUCAGCAACUCAGCCGCCCCAGAUGACAAACUUACCAUGUCUGUGGUCAAGGAUGCAUUGUUCAAUGAGGAGGCAAGAAGGAAAGACAUGAGCACAUAUGAGACUCAUGCCCUUGUGACAGAGAAUAGAGGAAGAUCACAAGAAAACAACAAAGAAACAGUAGAGGGAAAUGGCAAAGCAGAAGCAAAAGUCGGGGGAGAUCAUUAGAUGGCUGGAAACCUUCUUAUACCUGCCACCAUUGCGGUAUAGAGGGUUACAUGAAGAAGAAUUGCUACAAAUUGCUAGAGGAGCGAGGCAAGAGCAAUUCUCAAGCGAAGAACAAGGGUGGUGAAGCGCUCAUCACAAUCUCAGGUGAUGUGGCGUAUUGUACUAUCAAUGAUGACACAUGCCUUCACGUCUCAAGAGAGGACACUGAAUGGGUGGUAGAUACUGCAGCAUCCUACCAUAUUACUCCCCACAGGUACUACUUCACAACUUACAAAGCUGGAGACUUUGGAGCAGUGAAGAUGGGCAAUUCCAGUUCCUCUGGAAUAGCUGGAAUUGGUGAUGUACAAAUAAAGACAAGUACUGGGAGCACAAUCACUUUGAAGGAUGUCAGACAUGUUCCAGACCUUUGACUCAAUCUCCUGUCAGUGGUAUGUCUUGACGAACAUGGUUAUUAAAACCACUUUAACAGGGGCACCUGGAAAAUGUCAAAGGGCGUUUUGACAAUCGCUCGAGGACAUGUUUCUGGCACAUUGUACAAAACCCAUUUGAGGAUUUGUACGGAUAGCCUCAAUAUUGCUGAGGAGACUUCUCAGAAUAUGUGGCACCUGAGACUCGGCCACAUCGGUGAGAAAGGGUUGACUACCUUGAUGAAGAAGAACCUUAUCAACAUCGACAAGAACGCUGCACUGGCUCCUUGCAGUCAUUGUUUGUUUGGUAAGCAACAUAGAGUAUCAUUUAGUUCUACUUCAACUAAAAGAUCGAAGUUGUUAAGUUUGGUACACUCCGAUGUCUGUGGUCCUUUCGAGGUGGAAUCAAUCGGUGGAAGCAUGUCUGAGCUUAUGCAAAAGGUAACUAAAUCUGAUUACGAUUAUGCAAAAGGUAACUAAAUCUACUACUAUAUUUACGAUUAUGCAAAAGGUAACUAAAUCUGCCAUCCUUCUUUAGUCUCAUGUUGUUGCUUAUUUUCAAAAAAGAAAGAGCUUAUUUGUGUUCUAAUUUCAAAAUAGAAGCUAUGAUAUAAAAAAAAUAGAAGCUAUCACUGCUUAGAGAAAAGCAAUACAAUUGUUUUCCAUCUUUCAGCCUAGAAUUACUUCACAUCUCUACUGUUCAUCACCGACGUCUCCGCUGUCCAUCCUUAAUAGGGAUUUCAAUCCUUUGAUAUGUCUACACACAUGAGAACACAUGAAUACUUUUUGAAUCGCC